Dromiciops gliroides (monito del monte) is the source of this 4981-nucleotide messenger RNA. It is a transcript of the gene CRHR1, whose product is annotated as corticotropin releasing hormone receptor 1. Gene Ontology annotation, biological process: adenylate cyclase-activating G protein-coupled receptor signaling pathway; cell surface receptor signaling pathway. Gene Ontology annotation, molecular function: corticotropin-releasing hormone receptor activity; G protein-coupled peptide receptor activity; corticotrophin-releasing factor receptor activity. Gene Ontology annotation, cellular component: plasma membrane; neuron projection. The transcript is spliced from 13 exons. Bases 578 to 1822 code for a protein of 414 amino acids. Lineage: Eukaryota; Metazoa; Chordata; Mammalia; Microbiotheria; Microbiotheriidae. The record is from RefSeq and is a predicted model, not a curated record.
AAGGAGGAGGAGGAGGAAAAGGAGAAGGAGGAGGAGGAAAGAGGUGGCGGGGGUGAUGCGGGGCUCCUGGCUGCCAGGCACAGGCUAGACGAGUGCCCUCCCUAAAGAACUGGGCGGGAAGCGGCCGUGGGGACCCGGCUUAGGAAGAAGAGAGGUGGCGCUGCCGGAGGGAACGGGGAGCGGAGCUGGGGGCGGACGGGAGAAGGAGCCGGUUGUUGGCAGCAGAUGUGACCCGGCUGCGGGCUGCCCGCCAGGGACAGAGCGGAGGAGCCGGGCGGGCAGUGCUUCCUUCUAAAGGGGCACCUGGCGCUCUGCUCUCUCCUCUCUCCUGCUCACUCCCUGCUCGCCCCCUGCCAGAGCCGCGGUCCCCUCCUGCUCUUUAUCCCGCUCCCCCCCCCCACUCCUCUGGGCUCCCACUCUCGGAGACUGGGGCUGCCUCCAUCCCCUGUCAGCCGCGCUACCCCCAGCUUUCCCCCGCAGCUCGCUAGCAAGCAAGCUCCCUAGCCCGGGCUUGGCCGUGCCCUUCUGGGGAUGUGCCAGUAACCCAGGUGUCCCGGGCCCUCGGAGAACCCCAAGGAUGGGACGCCGCCCUCACCUUUUGGUCGUCCAGGCCCUUCUUCUGUGGCUUGCACCAGUCUCAGCCUCGCUCCAAGAUCAGUACUGUGAGAGCCUAUCCUUAGUCAACAACACCACUGGAAUCCAGUGCAAUUCAUCCAUUGACCUCAUUGGGACCUGCUGGCCUCGGAGUGCAGCUGGCCAGCUUGUGGUACGGCCCUGUCCUGCCUACUUCUAUGGAGUCCGCUAUAAUACAACAAACAAUGGCUAUCGGGAGUGUCUUGCAAAUGGGAGCUGGGCAGUACGAGUCAAUUAUUCCCAGUGCCAAGAGAUCCUUAAUGAAGAGAGAAAGAGUAAACUACACUACCAUAUUGCUGUCAUCAUCAACUACCUGGGUCACUGUAUCUCCCUUGGAGCUCUUCUCAUGGCUUUUGUCCUCUUCAUGCACCUAAGGAGCAUCCGGUGUCUUCGGAACAUCAUUCAUUGGAACCUCAUCUCUGCCUUCAUCCUUCGCAAUGCUACCUGGUUUGUGGUGCAGCUCACCAUGAGCCCUGAAGUACACCAGAGUAAUGUGGCCUGGUGCCGACUGGUGACAGCUGCUUACAACUAUUUUCAUGUUACCAACUUCUUCUGGAUGUUUGGAGAAGGCUGCUACCUACACACAGCCAUCGUACUCACCUACUCUACUGACAAGCUCCGAAAGUGGAUGUUCAUCUGCAUUGGCUGGUGUGUGCCUUUCCCCAUCAUUGUGGCCUGGGCCAUUGGGAAAUUGUACUAUGACAAUGAGAAGUGCUGGUUUGGAAAGAGGGCUGGAGUGUACACCGACUACAUCUACCAGGGUCCCAUGAUUUUGGUCCUUCUGAUCAACUUCAUCUUCCUCUUCAAUAUCGUCCGUAUCCUCAUGACUAAGCUCCGGGCCUCAACCACAUCAGAAACCAUUCAGUACAGGAAAGCUGUGAAAGCCACUCUUGUGCUGUUGCCUCUUCUGGGUAUCACAUACAUGUUGUUCUUUGUAAACCCUGGGGAGGAUGAGGUCUCUCGAGUCGUCUUCAUCUACUUCAACUCCUUCCUGGAGUCCUUCCAGGGUUUCUUCGUAUCUGUCUUCUACUGUUUCCUCAACAGUGAGGUCCGCUCAGCUGUCCGGAAGAGGUGGCAUCGGUGGCAAGACAAACAUUCAAUUCGUGCCCGAGUGGCACGGGCCAUGUCCAUCCCUACCUCCCCUACACGUGUCAGUUUCCAUAGCAUCAAGCAGUCAACAGCUGUCUGAAUGGAAUGGGGAAAACAGGGGUGGAGGGUAGGGAUGCCAAAAGGGGCAGAACCAGAAUCUAACUUUGCUGGGAGGAACACAUUAUUCAAUAUGCUCUCCCUACUCUUGCCUAACUCUUCCCAAUCUGUGCAGGAAAACAGUUUCCUCCUCAAACUUUGGCAUACUUCAGCACUUGCUUGCCCAGAGUAACCCUAUGAGCAUGGGAAAUGUUGGACCCAUGAGACCCAGACAGAGGUGGGAAACUGGUGAUGGUGAGCAUAUAAGAGAUGGAUGGUAAAGAAGGGUCUUACAGGAGACCCUGGAAUGGUGAAGGCUGCUGAGUCUCAGACCUAAUUCACUCUCCUGUGCUCCUUGUCUGAUCUUUGGACAGGCCUACCUGAAGGAUGAGAUGGAAGAUUAAAAGCACAUGGACAAUGAAAACCAUGAAAACUUGGAGCACAAUGUAGCCAUCCAACUAGAAACCACAGGAUUGGUUGGUUGGCAUCAUCAGCCUUAAAGAUGUCACCAGUUGGUAUUAGAACAUCUUCAUGAAUUUCUUUGUGAAAACCAUUGUGACAUCAUCAUAAAGACACUUGCAGAAAUGGAUGUGAUCUUCAGAAUUCUUGACAAUGAUUAUAUCCUUGAUUGUAGUGAUGUCACAGCCACAUCAUUGGAAAGUCUGAUGAUGCCACCAUGAACCACGGUCACAUCAUCAGAACCCAUGACAACAUCAGCAAGAAGAAGUGAUGUCACUGCAAACCAUAACCAUAACCUAGGCACUGACCCCAGAAAUGACUUUGCUAUUAUUCUUUGCUCAUGACUUACUUGUCUCUGGCUCACUAUACCAAGAAGGGGCAGGUGACUUAUGAGUGGUACUACCCUUCCCUAAAUGGGGAAGGAGAGACUAUUUUCUGCCUGAGGGCUCUGCUACUCCUGAAAUUUAUUACUGUAGGGAUUUCUCUAAAGUAACAAAAUGGCUCACUCCCUGAUACAUGUAUGUCUUGGGAAUUGCUACUCAGACCUCCUUUUCAAAGUUGCUUUGUGGGCAUGUAUUGUGAAGCUGGGGAAGUAGCUGGGAUGUCAAGAUUAUUAGUUAUAGCUCUGGAUUCAACACAGAGAUCUUAUACUGCUGGCAUUUUCUGAAGGUAGGAGGAAAGGAAGGGAUAGGGACUAAGGAAGGAGGAGAAAAAGGAAAUUACUAGAAUCCUCCUAAAUCACACUGGGUUCCAUCAAAGAGGGUCAGCCUGUGAGUAUGGGGUGUGUGUGUGUGUGUGUGUGUACGUACAGGAGAGAACUUUGGCCAGGUUAGGAAAGAAAGGGAGUUGCCCUGAAUGGUUCCUGUCAGGGACUGAGGUGGUUAGCCUGGGAAAGGUGGUUGGAGCAAGAGAAGAUAUGGGUAUACAUUGUGGGGGGUGGGGGAGGGGGAGAGGAGACUCCAGAUAGAAGAAGCUAAGAAUUAAAGUUCUCCUUGAAAAAGGAAACAAAAUAAAUGAUUUUUAACAUAUAACCAUUUGAGGAGGGAGCAGGACCUAGAGAGGCCACUGAGGGGCAUUUGGAGGAGGAGAGAUACAUCAGAGAAAGAACAUUGGAACCCCAGCCUGUCUCACCCACUCCAUGAGGUCUGACCACUGUAACUACAGGGGAGAGAUGUAGAAAGGCCAGAGGAGUCAGAGGAACAUGUGGGAGGUGGGUGUGUGGGAAGAAUAGAAGUGAUAAGAGAACCUCUUACUCAAUCUGGGGCAGAGGGCUUCACAGAAAUAUGAUGGAAGAAAAUGAGAAGCUGGAUAAUGGGUCCCUGCUGACAAAGGAGGAACAUGAAAUGACUAAUGAGUCUCAAACGGCCGAGGCAGUAAAAUAAUUCUCAACUUUGCUUUCCACCAAAGGAAGGAAGCUGGGAAAUGUAAAAAAUGAGGUUUUUGUUGAGGGAAGGGGGCAGGGAAAAGUGGAGGGACUCAGGCAAAGGAGAUGGGGAAUGAAAAGAGGAUGGAUGUGAGAGUAGGAGGAAGAAUGUUAAGAAAGAGGAUGGAAAGGGAGUGGAAAGAGGAGGAAUGCGAGAAUUGGAGGGAAAAUGUUAAGAAAUCAACUUUGCCCAGUCAGGCAGAGAAAGGAGUCUUAGCUUACAAAGCAGGGUCCCAAUAGUAGACAAUGGUCUUGGAGGCCCAAUGGCAGAUUGGGAGCCUCAUCCUAUGGGAAGCAAUCAAUAAGGAGUUUGUCCAUCAACAAGCAUUUAUUAAGCACUUUCUGUAUACUUGACACUGUGUAAAGUGCUGGAGAUACAAAGAAAUGCACGACAAUCCCUGCCCUUUUAAAGGAAAAGAUAUUAGAGUGAGAAGCUGUCACAGCAGACAGGCUGAGGAAGCAGCUGCUAUUGGCUCCUGAAGGGGGUCCUCCUUUAGGCCAACUGGACUGACUGACAGAUUCCUUUAAAGCAAUGAUUGAGCCUAGCCCUGUCCAAGGUGCUGGGGCAUGGGGUGGACUAGGGGAUAAAAGAAAUAAAAUGAACUAAAAAACAAUCUCUGGCCCCUAGGAGCUCCAAGCCAUUUUUGGUACAAAAGUUCAGGUGGACAGGAUUGUUGGCUCAAAUUAGGUCAUGAAUGCAAAAUGCUUUGUAAAUCUGAAAACCCUAAAUCGCUGUUGGGCAUUGUUGUUAGGGAAAACCCAUGAAUGAGGGACAACUUAGAGAGGUCAGGGCUGUUGGGCAGUGGAUCUGGGUCCCUGGGAAGUGGUGGGUGAGAGCUAGAAGUGGGAGGGACCUUCUGGGGCAUCUAACCCUCUGCCUCCCUUUACACCAGGACACUGAAAGCUUGAAGAAAGAGAGAGGUUAGCCCAAUAUACACACAGGGACAGAAUCAGGAUCCACACUUAGGUCCUCUGACUCUAGACACAGUGUUCCUUCCACCCCACAUUCAUCCAUCCUGAAGCUUGAUGAGAUGACUGCCUUUUAGGAUUCCUCCAAGUGGAUCAAACAACCUUUUAGGACCCUUCUAAUUCACAAGUCUGUCAAUAGGAGUGCAAGGCAAUAUAUAAGUACACCUGGAUGCAGUCAGUUGGCACCCUGAAUAGAACACUGGGCCUGGAAUCAAGGAGACCUGAGUUAGAAUCCUGCCUCAGACACAUACUAGCUGUGUGACCCUGGCCGAGUCAUUUAAUCUUUGUUUGCCUCUGUUUCCUCAUCUUUAA